CGAGCGGCUAACAGUGGUGAUGGGGAGGACUCCGCAGUGACUGUGUACUGUGUAGUGUUGUGGUUGUGGACAUGAUGGGGUUGUGGUUGAUCUCCGUGGUGGUGGUGACCACCGUGGUUGCCAUUGACAACACAAAAGUUACAAGGAAACACGAACAGAGACCAAAGUACACCGCGGAUCAACUGCUGCACACCAGUUAUCCCCGGAGACUUUCAGAUGAUAUCUAUAUGGAUCCUUGUAAAUCUGACGGUUUCCUGGGAGACAUCGCGCUGCCCAACGUGAGGUACGAGACUGAGUGGAGUCUGCAGAGAGCCAACAAGAGUUACCAGGAGGAGGUGGAGAAGUACAAGAAAGAAGUGCUUCACGAAGGGCUACAGGUGGAAGAGGAAGGGCUGCCGGGGCUACGUAUGAAAAAGGAGAAGGGGUUGUCCGGUAACGGAACAACCGGGGUGUUCCGGGCAGGACAGGAGAGAGCGAGGAAUAGGGCGAGGCCUCGGCACAGAAACACGACUGACUUAGCGAAGACGACGACCAUCACCACACCGACGUCGACGGCGACGACAGAGACCACGACUAGGAAGUAUCAGGGCAAGAUACUAGAGACAACCCCCGUGCCUGUUGUGAUGACAACGACAGAGACCAGCAAGGCGUCGACGAAACAAAAGACUGGUCAUAAGAAUAAGAAGAUGAGGAGACCGCACAGACAGAGGAACAAUAAUAUGGAGAAUAGAAGACGACGGAACAGAAGGAGAAAGAAACAGAAGCAAGGGGAGGGUCGACAGAAGACCACGCCGGCGCCGACGGAGGCUCCUAGUCAGCUGAUGACGCCACGACGUCGUGUCGCGCGCGCCGCCACCGCUAGGAAGGAACGAGUCUGGGACUACGGCGUCAUCCCGUACGAGAUUGACGGCAACUUCAGCGGCGCACACAAGGCGCUCUUCAAACAAGCGAUGAGGCACUGGGAGAACUUCACUUGCGUCAAGUUUGUGGAGAGAAACGCUCCAGAACACCCCAACUAUAUAGUGUUCACGGAGCGCCCGUGCGGAUGCUGCUCGUUCGUGGGCAAGCGCGGCAACGGACCGCAGGCGAUCUCCAUCGGCAAGAACUGCGACAAGUUCGGCAUCGUAGUGCACGAGUUGGGCCACGUGGUCGGGUUCUGGCACGAACACACACGUCCUGACCGCGACAACCACGUACAGAUUGUGCGGGACAACAUCAUGGCAGGACAAGAGUACAACUUCAACAAACUGACAGAAGAUGAGGUUAACUCUCUGGGUCUUCCCUAUGACUAUGACUCCAUCAUGCACUAUGCCAGAAACACAUUCUCUAAGGGUACAUACCUGGACACCAUCCAGCCCAUAGACUACUCCAGGGGAGGUUACAAGCGGAGGCCAGAGAUUGGUCAGAGAAUCAGACUCAGUGAGGGAGAUAUUGCCCAGACUAACCUGCUCUACAAGUGCUACCGAUGCGGUCGCACCUAUCAGGAGAACUCAGCUGUGAUCACGUCACCAGACUAUGAGCUGCAGCACACCGGCCUAUCAGAGGAGAGUCUCGGACAUCGCUGUGAGUGGCGCAUCACUGCCACCCACGGAGAGAUGAUUGUCCUCAACAUAACCGACCUCGACAUCCUCAAGUCAGACAACUGCCGCACAGACUACAUUGAGAUCAGAGAUGGUUACUGGCAUAAGUCUCCUUUACUAGGCCGCUACUGUGGCAGUGGUCGUAUCUAUGAGCCAAUAGUAUCGGCCGGCAGUCGCAUGCUCAUCACCUACAUCACUUCAGGCACAUCGGAGCACCGAGGCUUCAAGGCAAUCUAUGAAGCGGUGUGUGGGGGCGGAGAGAUACAGAUUGAUGAGGAGUGGCGCUCUCUCGAAUCUCCCAACUAUCCAGAGGACUAUGAGCCUAACAAAGAGUGUGUUUGGGUACUCGCAGCCCCCCAAGACUACCAAGUGGCACUCAAGUUCCAGUCUUUUGAGGUGGAGAACCAUGACAACUGUGUGUAUGACUAUGUGGAGGUUAGAGACGGGCCUUCUCAAGAUAGUCCCUUGCUUGGAAAAUUCUGUGGCUACAAACUACCUCCAGAUCUUCAUUCCUCCGGCAACAAACUGUUCAUCAAGUUUGUGUCUGACAGCUCUGUGCAGAAAGCAGGCUUCUCAGCUGUCUUCAUGAAAGAGUUUGAUGAAUGUUCUUUGCUGGACCACGGGUGUGAACAUCACUGUAUAAACACUCUCGGAGGAUAUGAGUGUGCCUGUAAAAUUGGCUACGAACUUCAUUCUGAUGGUAGACAUUGCGAAGAUGCUUGUGGUGGGGUUAUAGAUGCCUCUAAUGGAACCAUCACCAGUCCCUCAUUCCCAGAACUCUACCCAACCAACAAGAUCUGUGUCUGGGAGAUCAUUGCUCCUCCUCAGUACCGCAUCACCCUCAACUUCACCCACUUUGAUCUUGAAGGAAACAAUGUAAGUCAAGAGUGUGAGUACGACAGUGUGGAGGUCCACAGCAAGAUGUCUGCAGAUGUUCUUCGUCGUCACGGCGUGUUCUGCGGCUCAAGGCUGCCUCCUCUCGUCACUUCUGAAGGCAACUCUCUGCGUAUAGAGUUCAGCUCGGACAACUCUGUGCAAAAGUCUGGUUUUGCUGCUGUCUUCUUUACAGAUAUGGAUGAGUGUGCGACAGACAAUGGAGGAUGUCAACACGAGUGCCGCAACACCAUUGGUUCAUACUCGUGCUGGUGCCACAACGGGUUCACUCUCCAUGAGAACGGCCACGACUGCAAGGAGGGAGGCUGCAAGUACGAGCUGACUGCCCCGGUGGGAACCGUGUCUUCUCCUAACUACCCUGACUACUACCCCAGCCGCAAGGAUUGUGUCUGGCACUUUACUACCACGCCUGGCCACAGAAUUAAACUGUUGUUCACGGAGUUUGAGAUGGAGCCUCAUCAGGAAUGUGCGUAUGAUCACAUUGUGUUGUAUGAUGGAGACUCGACUGACUCUCAUAUCCUGGGUCGCUUCUGUGGCUCCAAGGUCCCUCACCCCAUCAUAGCCACCACCAACCAGAUGUUUAUGGUGUUCAAGUCUGAUGCAUCUGUACAGCGCAAGGGCUUUGUAGCCACUCAUACCACAGUGUGUGGAGGUCACUUGCAAGCUACAAGUCGAGUGAAGCAUUUGUACUCCCAUUCCAAGUAUGGAGACCACAACUACGAGAAUCGGGCGGACUGUGAUUGGUCCAUCGAGGCUCCUCCAGGCAAGAAUGUUCAUCUGACGUUCCUCACAUUUGAGGUGGAGGAUGAGCAGGACUGUGGUUACGACUUUGUGGAGGUCUACAGUGGUCUAGACGCUAGUGGACCCUCCUACGGUCGUUUCUGUGGCAACUCUAAUCCAACGGAUAUAGUAUCUGUCAAUGAGGCUCUCCUGGUCCGUUUCCACUCGGAUGACACAAUUGUCAGUAAAGGAUUCUCCGCAUCUUACAAGGCUGUGGAGCCAAUCAACAGCGACGAGACUCCUUACAACUUUCACGAUGAAGAUGACGAUUUCUAGAUAAUACAUAUCUAUCUCAGUGUUCAAACUAUCUCAAAGGGAUGAAGAAGGCUUUUAAGAUAGCAAUGUUAUUAUCAUAACCUAAUGUGGAAAAGUAAAUCUUCCAAACACAAACCUAAUCUACAAGGUGAACUCCUUGUGAGACCUUAUAAUAUUUUCUGUAUACCUUUAACAAUAACCAGACUGCCCCUGGACAUCAUAGACUAACUUAUUUGAAGUUAAAGUUUUUUU
Messenger RNA from Macrosteles quadrilineatus (aster leafhopper), 3761 nucleotides. RefSeq names its product tolloid-like protein 2 (gene tok). Gene Ontology annotation, molecular function: metalloendopeptidase activity; calcium ion binding; zinc ion binding. The record is from RefSeq and is a predicted model, not a curated record. Gene Ontology annotation, biological process: proteolysis. Bases 72 to 3530 code for a protein of 1152 amino acids. NCBI's taxonomy places the organism in Eukaryota, Metazoa, Arthropoda, Insecta, Hemiptera, Cicadellidae. The transcript has 17 exons.